Messenger RNA from Zea mays, 2817 nucleotides. Its product is annotated as cell division control protein 48 homolog C. The transcript has 10 exons. Bases 212 to 2467 code for a protein of 751 amino acids. The record is from RefSeq and is a predicted model, not a curated record. Lineage: Eukaryota; Viridiplantae; Streptophyta; Magnoliopsida; Poales; Poaceae. Gene Ontology annotation, molecular function: ATP hydrolysis activity; ATP binding.
GAAACCCUUUCUUUUGCGUUGUACUAAACCCUAGCCGACCGCGUCACGCCGCCCCCCGCCGCCGCCGACCGCGUCACGCCGCCCCCCGCCGCCGACCGCGUCACGCCGUCCCCCGCAGCCGCCGUCGCCGACCGCGUCACGCCGUCCCCCGCCGCCGACCGCGUCACGCCGUGCCCCGCCGCCGCCGACCGCAUCACGCCGUCCCCCGCCGAUGAGUAAUCGACCGCGUCACGCUGCCCCCCGCCGGUUAGCCUCGUCGUCUACCAUUCGCCGUCUCAUACAGGACGGUGACCUGGCCGUCCCCGGCUCCUCUGCGGAGGACGUCGCCCACGCUCUCCGCAACCACCGUCCUGAGCUCCGCCGCAAGAGGCUCAAGCCCUUGACGGAAGCCGUCCGCCGUGUACUAUCCUCUGACUUUGAUGACGACGAUGAUGACGACUCCGCCUCCCGCGGUCACCAAGGUGCCCACGCCACCCUCUCCUCCACCACCUCUCUCUCGGACGAAUCCGCCCACCCGCCGCCUCCACCCUAUUUCGAUGCCACCAAGACCAUGCUUCGCUCCCAGUAUGCCUCGCAGACGUCCAAACAGAACCCAGGCACUAACCAGCAGCUGGAAAUCGAGAUGACCGCUGAGAAGGCUCGCCGCCUCAUCACAUCUGAUUGUGGAGGCGGAGGUGGCGAUGCCAAGCCAGAGGCUCCGGUCUCCGAAGGAGUGGUCAAUGGGGACAAGUGGCCGCGUUUUGCUGAUCUCGGCGGGAUGGAUCAGGUGUUAGAUCAGCUUGUGGUAGAAGUGGUGGUGCCCCUGUGCCAUCCGGAGCUGCCGGAUUACCUUGGGGUUAGGCCUGUUGCUGGGCUACUGCUGUACGGACCGCCAGGUUGCGGGAAGACCACCCUUGCACAUGCCAUUGCCAAUGAGACUGGUGUGCCGUUCUACAAGAUCUCAGCCCCAGAUAUCGUGUCUGGAGUAUCUGGAGGUUCUGAAGAAAACAUCAGGGGCUUAUUUCAGAAGGCAUAUAGGACUGCUCCCUCAAUUGUAUUCAUAGAUGAGAUAGAUGCAAUUGCAUCCAAGAGGGAGAAUCUGCAACGAGAGAUGGAGCGACGAAUAGUUACUCAGCUGAUGACAUGCAUGGAUGAAUUCCACCAGAAUAUUGGUGGUGAUGGUUCUGAUGCCGAUUCAUCUGAAAAGAAACCAGGUUAUGUUAUUGUCAUUGGAGCUACAAAUAGGCCUGAUGCUGUGGAUCAAGCUCUUCGAAGGCCAGGAAGAUUUGAUCGAGAGAUAUAUCUUGGGGUUCCAGAUGUGAAUUCAAGGAAACAGAUACUGAUGAUGCUUGCUCGGAAGCUUCGACUUGAAGGGCAAUUUGACUUUUUAAAGAUAGCAAGGGCCACACCAGGUUUUGUUGGUGCUGACUUGAAAGCAUUAGUCAAUAAUGCAGGGUAUCUGGCAAUGAAGAGAAUAAUUAAUAAAAGAAGAGCUCAGUAUUGUUCUGAGGUAAAGGUAAAAUGGUGGAAGCAGCUGUCUUGGGAUGCAGGCGAGAUGGAGAGUGUACAUGUCACCAUGAACGACUUUGAGGAAGCAACAAAAUUGGUCCAACCCUCUUUGAGGAGGGAAGGAUUUUCUUCCAUUCCUGAUGUCACAUGGGAUGAUGUUGGAGGUCUUGAUUCGUUGAGGAAAGAGUUUCACCGCUACAUAAGAUGUAUUAAGAGCCCUGAAGAUUGUGAUUUAUUUGGAGUGAGAAUGCAAGAUGGCUUCCUGCUGUUUGGACCUCCGGGUUGUGGCAAAACACUCAUAGCAAAAGCAGUGGCACAUGAGGCAGGGGCUAAUUUUAUUCAUAUUAAGGGGCCUGAUAUAUUGAACAAGUAUGUUGGCGAGAGUGAAUCAGAAAUUAGGAAAAUAUUCAACCGAGCACGUAUUAAUGCCCCAUGCAUUGUAUUUUUUGAUGAGGUAGAUUCAUUGACAACAAAAAGAGGUAAAGAGGGGGGGUGGGUUGUUGAACGUCUCCUAAACCAGUUACUUAUCGAACUUGAUGGUGCUGGUCAGCGUAAAGGUGUCUACGUGAUAGGAGCUACAAACAGAAUUGAUAUGAUAGAUGAUGCUAUGCUACGGCCUGGUAGAUUCGGGAAGAAACAUUAUGUACCUAUACCUGGUGCUCGCGAAAGGGUUUCAAUAUUAAAGGCACUAGCCAGACGCAUACCCGUUUCAUCAACCGUUGAUUUGGAUGUGUUGGCACUUCGAGAAGAGUGCAGCAAUUUCACUGGCGCCGACCUAGCAUCACUGGUGGAUGAGGCAGCCAUGUUAGCUAUGGCAGAGAGAUGGAUGUACCUCGAUAGCAGGACAUCAACGAGUCCAUCUUCUCUGAUUGAGCCAUCACACUUUGAAGAAGCCUUAUCAAAGGUGAAGCCAUCAAUAUCCAAAAAGCAAAAGAGACUUUACGAAAAAAUGCGCAAGAAACACUUGUCAACAACCUGAUCAGAUCACCAUACAUCCAUCUUGUGUGUGUGGCACAAACUAUGCCAUCGCUACCUAUGAAAAUGGUUCUGCCGGCACUGCAGAAUGCUACUAUAAAUUUGUGCAUUACAAUCAUGCUUGAAAUAUAAUGAUAAACCGUAUACUCCCUCUGUUUUUUUACUUGACAUUUUUUAGUUCAAAAACACACUAUCCGGCGUCAAAUAUAUAAGAUUGGAGGUAGUACCAGACAUGCCGUGGCUUAUUUGUACUGUCUUCACCUGCUGGAAUUUUUGCACGUGAGCUACCAAUGCAUGGCUUGUUAGUUGUGCCGUGCUUGUUCAUGAUGUAGGAAAAAACUCGAAUUUAAUUCC